Molecule: messenger RNA, 801 nt
Organism: Pyricularia oryzae 70-15
Lineage: Eukaryota; Fungi; Ascomycota; Sordariomycetes; Magnaporthales; Pyriculariaceae
Exons: 3
Coding region: 62-736 (224 amino acids)
Cellular component (GO): nucleus
Molecular function (GO): protein N-terminal-serine acetyltransferase activity; histone H4 acetyltransferase activity; histone H2A acetyltransferase activity
Source: RefSeq, a predicted model, not a curated record
CCACAAAUCAUUGCCUAAAAGUUACUUGACAUCUCGGUCGCUCGUGCACAUUCAAAGGAAAAUGUCUUCUAGAAGAAGCCGCGCACAAACAGAUCCAAUUGAGAAGGCCAACCAAAAAAGCGACCAAGAAUUCCUCAGUACAUAUAUUCAAUUGACUGGAGGACACGUGCAAUGGACCACCAAAUGGCAACACCCAAAAACGGGUUAUGAGUACGGCCUGGUCCUCGUGCGGGCCGAGGCCAUGACGGACCCGGACCUGACCUCGUGCCUCGACAUGAUCGACCUCACCAGCGGGCAGGACUACCGCAAUUCCAGCAUGGGCUGGAACCGCGAUGCCAAGCUCGCCGAGAUGAAGUCGCCGGGCCUGCGGUACAUCUUGGUCAGGGACGGCGUGGGUGCCAUGGCGGCGUUUACGUCGUUCAUGCCGACGUACGAGGAGGGCCAGCCGGUCUUGUACUGCUACGAGAUUCACCUGCUCGACAGGGUCCGCAAGAGCGGUCUCGGAAGGUUGCUGAUGGGCUACCUGUGCAACAUCGCAGCGACGCUCCCGCCGAUCACCAAGGUGAUGCUUACCUGCUUCACCUCGAACGAGGGCGCGAGGGCCUUUUACGAGCAAAUGGGCUUUGUCACCGACGACAUAUCCCCGCGUCCGAGGGUGCUCCGGGGCGGAAGAGAGACGAGGGCCCCCGACUAUGUGAUACUCAGCAAGGUCGUGGAUCGAUUGACGAGUGGCUGAGCUGAGGGGUGGUAGUGGCGCUGAUGUAAUCGCGCUUCGUCGGGAUGGGGGGGGGGGGGGGGGGG